UUACUUCACGCUGACAGAUUUAUACAUUACUGAAAGAAACCCCAAAACUUACCUUCUAACCCUUUGCUACAGUUUUUCUUUUUUCCAUUUUUUACUACAAAUUUACAAUAGAUAAAAAAAAAAACGAGAAUCAUUCUAUUUUCCUUUCUCUUUCUCUCGAAUUGAAUCAAAAAACAAUCACAAUUUCGCAGCAAUGUAUCUAUCAUCCGAAAAGCCUCGUCCAAUCGAUUUCUACAAAGAAGAAGCAAGAGACAUGAUGAUGGAAGUAGUAACCAGCAGCGAUCUUCCACCGCCGCCGCCACCACACCACCACCAACCACAACCGCAAAUGAUUCUAAACGCCGAGAGCAGCGGGGAAGAUCCUGAGAUGGAGAUCAAAGCACCGAAGAAACGAGCAGAGACUUGGGUACAAGAUGAGACACGAAGCCUCAUUGGUCUACGACGCGAGAUGGAUUCGCUUUUCAACACUUCGAAGUCGAAUAAACAUCUCUGGGAACAGAUUUCGGCGAAGAUGAGGGAGAAGGGUUUCGAUCGGUCUCCGACGAUGUGUACUGAUAAGUGGAGGAAUCUUUUGAAAGAAUUCAAGAAAGCAAAGCAUCAAGAUAGAGGAGGGAGUGGUUCUGCGAAGAUGUCUUGUUAUAAAGAGAUUGAUGAGAUCUUAAGAGAGAGGAAUAAAUGUACGCAGCAGUAUAAGAGUCCUACACCUACCUCCAAAGUUGAAUCUUACAUGCAGUUUUCUGAUAAAGGUAUUGAUGAUGCCAACAUUUCUUUUGGGCCUGUUGAAGCUUCCGGAAGACCAACACUCAAUCUCGAGAGAGGUUUGGAUCAUGAUGGGCAUCCUCUUGCCAUUGCGGCAGAUGCUGUUGCAGCAAGUGGAGUCCCUCCUUGGAAUUGGAGAGAAACUCCCGGAAAUGGUGGCGAAAGUCAGUCUUGUUGUGGAAGGGUUAUAUCAGUCAAAUGGGGCGAUUAUACAAGACGGAUAGGUAUUGACGGGACUCCGGAAGCCAUCAAGGAGGCAAUUAGGGCUGCUUUUAGGUUGAGAACUAAACGUGCAUUUUGGUUGGAGGACGAGGAACAGAUUAUCCGAAGUAUUGAUCGUGAGAUGCCUAUAGGAAAUUACACUCUUCACCUUGAUGAAGGAAUGGCCAUUAAAGUAUGCCUAUAUGAUGAGUCUGAUCAUAUCCCUGUGCAUACUGAAGAUAAGAUAUUUUACACCGAAGAUGAUUACCGUGAUUUUCUGGCACGCAGAGCUUGGACAUGUCUUAGAGAAUUUGACGGCUAUAGAAAUAUUGACAAUAUGGAUGAUCUUCGACCUGGUGCCAUAUACCGGGGUGUGAGUUGAGGGCAGGUGCAUGGUAUGAUCUAUCUUCAGCUAUUUGUAUGAAAUGUCUUGAGAAGUGAAGGGAACUGUUUAGACUUUAGAUCUUUGAUGAUAGUAUAUAUGUGCAGCACUAACCUGAAUCUGUAUUUGUUUAGUUUGAUAACGCUGCUUAUUUUGUCCAAAAGAAAGAUAAUGCUGUUUAUAAUCCGUUAUGAUAGGAGAACGAACGGUCCCUUUGCCCUCUGUAAAUAUGCAUUGGCAGUGUGAAAAUGUUAUCAGUGGCUUUUUUUCCUUCUCUGGCACGCUGCUCCAGCAAGAACCUUAUGAACCAUUCUAACUGUAACCUCUAUAGAACAAACAUUUUGUCAUAAAAAAUUAUAUCUAGACAAAUUUGCAUCUGAAGGGACACAAAAUAUGAUACA
Molecule: messenger RNA, 1743 nt
Organism: Cicer arietinum (chickpea)
Lineage: Eukaryota; Viridiplantae; Streptophyta; Magnoliopsida; Fabales; Fabaceae
Product: trihelix transcription factor GT-4
Source: RefSeq, a predicted model, not a curated record